AUCUUAGAUCUCACUUAUUUCUUCCUUGAAGUUUAAUCGCCAGGUGGGGGGUAAGCACUUACUGAACCGCGAUUAAUACAAGUUACUCAUUGGGCGAAUGUUGCUUGGGAUACUGACAAGACAUGGCUGGGGGUACUCGAGUAACGCGCAUUUCGAUCUGGUAAGGAGUUAUGCUCAAGGUCCUGACAGAGGGUGAAACUUAAUUUCGGGUGUGAUGCUUCUGAAGCUUCUGAUGCUCCUGCAGUCCCUUGACAAGCAUCUGGAUCCUAGCUUAUGGAGCAGCCCCAUGUCUACUUGUACAGUACUACCAGUACGAGUACAAGUACAGUACCGUACUCGAGUAAUCUCCACAACCCAAAACAAAUUGAGCCCGAUCAAAUUCCAUAAUCACGCACUUAUCUGGGCGUAGGGGUAGCUGCUACCGGAACAGUAAUCGCUCCAGUCUUAGGCGUGGCUUCUAUGGACCUCUUGCUUCCGGAUUAAUUACCACUGCGCCUGCUGACCUUGUCUUACUGCCGGUAUUGCAAGGACUAACUAGCUAAUUAUUCAGGUCUUGGUUGAAGAGAUCCUCAGCAGCCAGGAAUGUACCGCAGGGAAUGUUGCUUUUGAGCAAAUAUUGGUUGUGUCAUCAGUUUCCUCAAGCGCCCCGAGGGGAAACAUCGUGUCAGCAAAAUCAAGUGGGCAUCCGGACUAUCGUAUAAGGGAUUCUCUACAAAGUGUCCUACCAUCCGCGCCGAUGUCAAUUCUUUACCUGGCAAACCAGUCUCGGUUUCAACAGUCCUUCCAGUUUACAUUCGCUCUCUACUACUAUCUCUACGCAUACCAAUCCCUUCGUGGACUAGCAGCUACUCUACAAUGAAGCUCUCACUUCUCACCGCACUUGUCUCCUCCCCCUUUAUACUCGCAGCAGCGAAACUCAUCGUUGACUUCAAAGGCGGAGACCAACCGAGUACUCUCGGCAACCUCGAGCUCGAAGGCCAAAGCUUAGGUUGCAAGAUUACCAGUGCCGGAAACGCUGCUUUUAUCAGAUCCGAGAAGGAUCCUGCUACCGGAAAGGACGCUUUGCAUUACCAUCGUGAUCCUCACUUUAGACGAGCGGAGGUUCGGGCUAUGUCCGAGGCCAAUAAUCAAGCUGUCGAGGAUAAGACUUACUAUAUUGGGUACAACUUCCGUCUUGAAAAGGCUCAUGACGGACUCGUCAUCUUCCAAUGGAAAAAAUGGGAUAAGGAGGUUGCUCCGAAGCAGAACAUUCCCCUUUACGUUCACUUCAACUCCGAUCUCGACCUCGUAAUCGAGUACACCAUUCCAGGCACCGACGGUUCCAACCGCGAAAUUGUCUGGACAGGCCCCCUGUCCGCCGGAAGCACCAGCCACUCCCUCGGCUUCAUCAUCAACACGAAUAACAAGGGCAAGGGAUGGCUGGAAUUCUACGUCGACGGCAAGCAGCAAAAGUUCAAUGCCGCUCACGGAGGUAGCAGCCGUCUUGAGAACGUCUUUCUCCUUACCGGUAACACUUCUCCUAAGUUCGGAAUUUACCGUGCAGAAGCUGCGGGGAACAGUGAUGAUGGGACCAGGUACUGCCCGCCUGGUGGGGCGUAUUCUGGAGAGGUCGCGCCUGCUGGCACAGAUAGAAUAUUCGAUAGUUAUGUAUAUCGCGUCCAAAUUUCGGACACUAGCCUGGAGGAGGUUAAGGAGGCUGCAGGGCUUUAA
Tuber melanosporum (Perigord truffle) is the source of this 1710-nucleotide messenger RNA. RefSeq lists its product as uncharacterized. Lineage: Eukaryota; Fungi; Ascomycota; Pezizomycetes; Pezizales; Tuberaceae. The record is from RefSeq and is a predicted model, not a curated record. The transcript has 4 exons. The coding region runs from base 856 to 1710 and encodes 284 amino acids.